AUGUCCAUCCUGUUCUGUGUGAUGUUUCUUCCUUAUCUUUGUGGCAUCCACGCUACCACCAUGGAUAAGAGGAAUUUGCCCGAAAACUCAAUGAAUCAUUUUUUUAUAAAGCUCAUGCAAGCCGACCUUGUAAAAAACAAAGCUUCCAAGCAGGUGGCCAACACCAAGGAAAACCACCAGCAAAAUACAGAUAUGGUUGAUGACAGCCUUGAAAGUGGGAAAUCAGACUUUCAGCCAGUCCACUCAUUGGAAGCAGAACUGUUUAAGCAUCAGCGACAGAGACGUUAUAAUUCGCCGCGCGUGCUCUUGAGCGGCAAUUUACCCUUUGAACCUCCACCCUUGUAUCUAAUGGAUGACUUUGUGGGACACUCUCCCUCAACGAACAGGACGUCAAGGAGGAAAAGGCAUGCGGAGCACAGGAGCCACCGGGGAGAAUUUUCUGUGUGCGACAGCGAGAGCUUAUGGGUCACAGACAAGUCAAAUGCCGUUGACAUUCGGGGGCACCAAGUAACUGUUUUGGGGGAAAUUAAGACUGGCAAUUCACCGGUCAAGCAAUAUUUUUACGAGACGAGAUGUAAGGACGCAAGGCCGGUCAAAAACGGAUGCCGAGGCAUUGAUGACAAACACUGGAAUUCUCAAUGUAAAACAUCCCAAACUUACGUCCGGGCAUUGACUUCUGAAAACAACAAACUGGUGGGAUGGAGGUGGAUCAGGAUAGACACAUCUUGCGUUUGUGCAUUAUCGAGGAAAAUCGGGAGAACAUAG
This is a messenger RNA of Staurois parvus, 765 nucleotides long. The record is from the annotation of a GenBank genome assembly. NCBI's taxonomy places the organism in Eukaryota, Metazoa, Chordata, Amphibia, Anura, Ranidae.